AUGAAUAAACAACAUGUCACUCUGUUAGUGUUCCUAGACCUCAGUGCUGCAUUUGAUACAGUGCAGCAUGACAUAUUGUUACGACAUCUUAAAUAUAAGUUUGGGAUUUGUAAUAAUGCGCUUGCGUGGUUUCGAUCAUAUUUGGUGAACAGAUCCCAUCGUGUAGUCAUAGAAAACAUAAUGUCGGACAGUUUUGAUAUGAAGUAUGGUGUGCCUCAAGGGUCUUGUUUAGGUCCAUUGUUGUUUAUCCUGUACACAAGCAAACUGUUCGAUGUCAUCCACCAUCAUUUGCCCACCGUGCAUUGGUUUGCUGACGACACGGAGUUAUAUCUCGCAUUUAACCCAAGUAGCAAUAAUGCUCAGGAUGCUGCCAUUUCAGCUAUGGAGAAUUGCCUGCGAGACAUCCGGAAUUGGAUGAUUACUGAUAGGUUGAUAAAGUAA
Messenger RNA from Paramuricea clavata, 441 nucleotides. The record is from the annotation of a GenBank genome assembly. Lineage: Eukaryota; Metazoa; Cnidaria; Anthozoa; Malacalcyonacea; Plexauridae.